GCGGGCGCAGGCAGCGGCAGGCGCUGCGGGACGGUUCGGGGCGGCCCGGGCGGGGUAGCGCAGCUGAGAUGCCGGGCCCGGGCGGGGACCCCAAAGGGGAGGAUUACUCCACGGCCAUCCUGCGCCAGAAGCGUCGGCCCAACCGGCUCCUCGUGGAUGAGGCGGUGAAUGAGGACAACAGCAUUGUCAGCCUGUCACAGACCAAGAUGGAGGAGCUGCACUUGUUCCGGGGUGACACGGUGCUGCUGAAGGGCAAGAAGCGCCGGGAGACGGUCUGCAUCGUCCUUACUGACGACUCCUGCCACAGCGAGAAGAUCCGUAUGAACCGCGUUACUCGCAACAACCUCCGUGUGCGCUUGGGCGACGUGGUGAGCAUCCAGGCCUGCCCGGAUGUAAAGUACGGGAAACGGAUCCACGUGCUGCCCAUUGACGACACCAUCGUCGGCCUGACCGGGAACCUCUUUGACGUGUACCUGAAGCCCUACUUCCUGGAGGCCUAUCGGCCUGUGCACAAAGGUGACAUCUUCCUGGUGCGCGGCGGGAUGCGGGCUGUGGAGUUCAAGGUGGUGGAGGUGGAUCCGAGCCCCCACUGCAUCGUGGCCCCCGACACCAUCAUCCACUGCGAGGGGGAGCCCAUCAAGAGAGAGGACGAGGAGGAGAGCCUAAACGACGUGGGCUACGAUGACAUCGGGGGCUGCCGGAAGCAGAUGGCUCAGAUCAAGGAGAUGGUGGAGCUGCCCCUGCGCCACCCAGGGCUCUUCAAAGCCAUCGGCGUCAAGCCGCCCCGAGGCAUCCUGCUGUAUGGCCCCCCCGGCACUGGGAAAACGCUGGUGGCCCGAGCUGUGGCCAACGAAACAGGAGCCUUCUUCUUCCUCAUCAACGGUCCGGAGAUCAUGAGCAAGCUGGCGGGUGAGUCAGAGAGCAACCUGCGCAAAGCCUUUGAGGAGGCCGAGAAGAAUGCACCAGCCAUCAUCUUCAUCGAUGAGCUGGACGCCAUUGCCCCCAAGAGGGAGAAGACACAUGGCGAGGUAGAGCGCAGGAUCGUGUCCCAGCUGCUGACGCUCAUGGAUGGCCUGAAGCAGCGCUCCCAUGUCAUCGUCAUGGCUGCCACCAACCGGCCCAACAGCGUUGACCCCGCCCUGCGCAGGUUUGGGCGCUUUGACCGUGAGAUUGACAUCGGGAUCCCAGACUCAGUUGGGCGGCUGGAGAUCCUGCAGAUCCACACCAAGAACGUGAAGCUGGCCGAGGACGUGGAUCUGGAGCGGGUGGCCAGGGAGACGCACGGGCACGUGGGCGCAGACCUGGCGGCGCUGUGCUCCGAGGCUGCGCUCCAGGCCAUCCGCAAGAAGAUGAACAUCAUCGACCUGGAGGACGACACCAUCGACGCCGACAUCCUCAAUGCCAUGGCCGUCACCAUGGAUGACUUCCAGUGGGCUCUCAGCCAGAGCAACCCGUCGGCGCUGCGGGAGACGGUGGUGGAGGUGCCCCAGGUCUGCUGGGAAGACAUCGGGGGGCUGCAGGAGGUGAAGCGAGAGCUGCAGGAGCUGGUGCAGUUCCCGGUGGAGUACCCGGACAAGUUCCUGAAGUUUGGCAUGACGCCGUCACGGGGCGUUCUCUUCUACGGGCCGCCGGGCUGCGGCAAGACCCUGCUGGCCAAGGCCAUCGCCAACGAGUGCCAGGCCAACUUCGUCUCCAUCAAGGGCCCUGAGCUGCUCACCAUGUGGUUCGGGGAGUCCGAGGCCAACGUGCGCGAUGUCUUCGACAAGGCUCGCCAGGCCGCCCCCUGCAUCCUGUUCUUCGACGAGCUGGACUCCAUUGCCAAGGCGCGGGGCGGCGGCGCGGGGGAUGGCGGGGGGGCGGCGGACCGCGUCAUCAACCAGAUCCUCACCGAGAUGGACGGCAUGACCAACAAGAAAACGGUCUUCAUCAUUGGGGCCACCAACAGGCCAGACAUCAUCGACCCAGCUAUCCUGCGCCCCGGGCGGCUGGACCAGCUCAUCUACAUCCCACUGCCUGACGACACCUCUCGCGCGGCGAUCCUGAGCGCCAACCUGCGCAAGUCGCCUGUGGCCCGGGAUGUGGACCUGAACUACCUGGCCAAGAUCACCCAUGGGUUCUCGGGCGCUGACCUCACUGAGAUCUGCCAGCGUGCCUGCAAGCUCGCCAUCCGCGAGGCCAUCGAGACGGAGAUCAAGAUGGAGCGGGAACGCCAGAGCCACCCGGAUGCCGUCAUGGACGAUGACUAUGACCCAGUGCCUGAGAUCCGGCGGGAUCACUUCGAAGAGGCCAUGCGCUUCGCCCGCCGCUCCGUCAGCGACAACGACAUCCGCAAGUAUGAGAUGUUUGCCCAGACACUACAGCAGAGCCGCGGCUUUGGCAACUUCAGGUUCCCGGCUGGGAAGCAGAGCGGGGACGGAGGGACUGAUCGUGCAGGUGGCUCCCGGCAGGGUGACAAUGGCCGGGGCGGCCUCUUCCAAGAGGAGGGGGACGAUGACCUCUACAACUGAUGGGUGGGAUCACUGGCCCCACCCCCUAUGCCAAAGCAUCAGCUCCGCCCCUUGUGCCAGACAGCCCCGCCCUUUGCACCGGGGCAUCUUGUACCGAAGCCUCGGCUCUGCCUCUUGCACCAGAAAGCUCUGCCUUCCCAACCAGACAGGUCUGCCCCCUGCCUCAAAGAGCUCCGCCUUUGCAACCAGAAAGCCCCGCCCCUCGCUCCAGAGAGCUGUCUUUGCAACCAGAAAGCUCCGCCCCUUGCUCCAGAGAGCUCCGCCUUUGGAACCGGAAAGCCCCGCCCCUCACUCCAGAGAGCUCCGCCUUUCCAGCUGGAAAGCCCUGCCCCCCCUUGCACCAGGAAGCUCUUCCCAAGCAGGCAGCCCUGCUCCCGUGCCAGCUGUGAUUCCCCGCAUGCCCCAGUUGCUCUUGGUUGUGUUCUUUUGUGUGGUAACAAGCCCAGGUCUCCCAGCCCCCACCCC
This is a messenger RNA of Gopherus flavomarginatus (Mexican gopher tortoise), 2972 nucleotides long. RefSeq names its product transitional endoplasmic reticulum ATPase-like. The transcript has 18 exons. Gene Ontology annotation, biological process: retrograde protein transport, ER to cytosol; mitotic spindle disassembly; autophagosome maturation. Gene Ontology annotation, molecular function: polyubiquitin modification-dependent protein binding; ATP binding; ATP hydrolysis activity. Gene Ontology annotation, cellular component: nucleus; cytosol; VCP-NPL4-UFD1 AAA ATPase complex. Lineage: Eukaryota; Metazoa; Chordata; Testudines; Testudinidae. The record is from RefSeq and is a predicted model, not a curated record. Bases 69 to 2507 code for a protein of 812 amino acids.